Messenger RNA from Esox lucius (northern pike), 2682 nucleotides. RefSeq lists its product as uncharacterized. Bases 303 to 2132 code for a protein of 609 amino acids. NCBI's taxonomy places the organism in Eukaryota, Metazoa, Chordata, Actinopteri, Esociformes, Esocidae. The record is from RefSeq and is a predicted model, not a curated record. The transcript is spliced from 3 exons.
GAUUCUGCUCCUAUCCGCUGACUAGCAUUCUUGUUCUUUAACAACUGGGACGGUGGCCGUGUUCGAGAGUAUCAAACAACUGCAGCUUUCAUCUGUCGCGCAGAGUAUGACGUAGAAGGAACUGAAGAGGACAUCUCUCCACAUGUCUUGUGUAUAUUUGCAGCUCAUAAUUUCGAAUAAACAACCCUUAUCAGAUUCUAUCGGGAAGAGCCAUCAAUAUCAGCCCCACAAAUCAGCUGCUAAAUUGAGAUCAUUGGCAGAAGGCUCCUUGGGAUCAUUGCUUUCAUCAACAACUGUUUGCCAUGGCUACUUCAUCCCCAAGGUUUACGUGGUGUGACUGUCGUAAACAUAAAAUUCUUGUCAAAGACACCCAUGAGCUGUGCUUGCACUGUCUUGGGAUCCAACAUGCCAAGGAGGCUGUGCUUGAGUAUGGUAAAUGCCCCCACUGUGCCAAGAUGGACUGGAGCACUUGUAUCAACCGACUUACCAAAGUUCAGGAGAUAAUGCACCGUGAGAGCCAGCAGAAAAAGCAUGAGGCAGCACAGUCUGAAGUUCAACUGAUGCCUGAGACCACCUCAGCUACCAUUAAAGAACCAAAACCGGAGGAAAAUACAAUCCCCACUCUGCCAUCACCUCUCCUCUCUACUUCCACAUCAGCUCAUUCGUCUACCAUGCCAGUGUUGUUCACUAUCCUUUCACCCCCCCCAGCACAGAUAGGGGUCAAUUCCAGCACCCCAAACGGCACUUUCAUCUCACAACUAGCUAUUCAGCAAUCAGCUGACUCCACCCCAUCUAUGAGCCAACCAAGUUCCCACAUGUUGAAUUCCAGCUCCCGUAAACGUCACUAUUUCUCAUCGUGCCACGCAUCCUGCUCCAAGCACUCAAAACGGAGCCAUAGUAGUCACCGCCGAAGACGCUCUCCCUCUUCCUCAUCUUCUUCCUACUGGACAUCAGAUGAUGACUUCUGUCCCUCUGGAAAGGGAAGGAGGUCUCAGAGAGAGUCACGGCAGACUGUUCACUCAGAGAGGAGGCACAGGGAGUUGGUGGAGGUGGUUCAACAGAGGCUAGAGGCCCAACAAAAGGCAGUCCAGCUACAAUGGGCUGUUCUAGAGAAGCGCAUUGAUGCUCUGGAGAGGAGAGGUGCAGAGGUUGUUGUGUCAUUUCCCACUCCAGCACAAACAAUAAACCUUCAAACCUCUAUCCCUCAGACAUCCACAUCUCAGGAAAAUGAUCAGAGAGACAUGUCUGGCUCUGUUCGUGACCAGCUUGUGACAGAAUCUAUCUCCUGUACCAUUGUGAAGCAGGAAGAGGAGCCUUCUUCUAUCUCAUCAGCCCUGAGACCUCUCAGUGAUGGAGAUGAGGAAGAGGAAGAUGCCUCUCAGUCAACUGAGGGUCCUCUCUCUAAGCAGGACUUACUGGCUGCUAAGGAGCUUCAGAGCCUCAUAGCACGAGCCGCCAAGUAUCUUGGCAUAGACUUCCCUAGCACACCAACCGGACCCAGCCCCUCUGACCCCACAAUGGUGCAAGAGUUUGAAGACCUGGUCCAGAGCUCUUGGGCAAACCCUGCCAGUUCAAAGCCGUACAGGGAGCUGUUCUCGAAGAUGUACCGGCUUCAUGACUGCCAGUCUCCAGCCUACAACCAGAUGCCCCAGGUCAACGGCUUUAUGUCAGCCAUAUUCCAAGCGGUGAAGCCCACAGAGAACAAGGAGGCGCCAGUGCCGGCUGAGCGAUGGCGUUUCACUGAGACUCUAGUAGAGAGGAUGUACCAGACUGCUGGCAUGCUUGCAAAGACAGCCAACUACUUGCGAUACCUGUCCGACUACCAGAGGAGGUUGCUGCUUGACAUCUCUGAAGAUCACCCAGCCCAGAGUUUUGUGGCUGCCCUAAAUGAGCUGAAACUUAUUGGCCAGUACACACUUCAGCUGUCCUACCACCAGGCUGAACUGUCAGGGAGGGUCAUGGCCGCUUCUGUAGCCAUCCGACGUCAGGUCUGGAUGGCCAAGACCAACUACUCAGACACUCUGAAAGCCACUGUAGCUGACCUUCCAUUUGUAGUCAGUCACACUUUUGGGGUCAGCUCAGCUUCAGGCCCUAGCUCUUCUGGAACAGUCUGUAAACGGGAACAGCUAUAAAUGUUUAUUUUUAUUUUUGCAGGUGUAAAACAUGCAGGAAAUAUUCACUUUUGCUUGUCCUGAAUUGGGAUAAUACCACUAAAUGGUUCUAUAGUAGAUAUGAAAAUAGGGAAAUAUUCCCUAUAGUCGUAUUGCACUCAGAUUAACCUUUCUUAAGUUUACCUUAUUUUUUGGAAUUUGUCUUUACUGCAUUAAGCAAUUUAUGACUAUCUGGUAACAUUAUUAUCAGUAGUAGUAGUAGUAUUUUUUUUAACAUUAUUAUAGAUUGUUUUGAAAUGUAUGUUUCAUUUAAUAUCUAAUAAGAUAUCAUGCAUUAUUUGAUGUCCACUACCUCACACAAAUUGUUAUUGCAUAAACAGUGUAAUACAAGUUGAACAAUAUAAUCCACUGGUUUUGUAUUAAGUCAGCGUUUUUCACUUACAGAAGUAUAGAAUUGAAACUUUUUGCCUGACCGUGUCAGCAGAGCGUCAAUGACCACCCAUUUUCGAUGUAUAUAGCUUAGCUCAAAUGGCAUAGCGGUUAUCUAUUUAACUGUCUGUUUUCUAAAGUA